AUGACCCCUAAGCAGGAGUUUACUCAUCGUUGGUACCCGUUCUCAAUGGAAGUGGGCGAGGGUGAGGAAUUACACAGCGAGAAAUUUGAAUGGCGGCCUACCCGAGGCAAAGAGGUGAAAAACAUGUUCAACCACGCCAAAGGGUUUAAGCUGGUACGAGUUGGGGCCGAAGGACCUGGCGACGGACAAGGCGGGAAGAGGCAAUCGAGACAGCUAGGGGAGAGCAGCGAUGGCAAGGAGGUGGUCGCCGUUUGGGCAACCGAAAGAGUUCUGGUGCCUAUAAGCCGCGGCCCGUUCAAGUUCGAGCUCCUUGGUAGCGGCAAGACCGGCGAGUUAGGUCGACACUUCGGGUACAUGGCUCUUAUGACGGCGCUUGAGACCUGGUGUUUUCAGAUUCUGAGAAUACAGGACGACUUCCCUCCUUGUGCCACUCGCCAUUGA
Daldinia childiae is the source of this 441-nucleotide messenger RNA. RefSeq lists its product as uncharacterized. The record is from RefSeq and is a predicted model, not a curated record. The transcript has a single exon. Bases 1 to 441 code for a protein of 146 amino acids. NCBI's taxonomy places the organism in Eukaryota, Fungi, Ascomycota, Sordariomycetes, Xylariales, Hypoxylaceae.